Molecule: messenger RNA, 414 nt
Organism: Rodentolepis nana
Lineage: Eukaryota; Metazoa; Platyhelminthes; Cestoda; Cyclophyllidea; Hymenolepididae
Source: the annotation of a GenBank genome assembly
AUGGCUGCAGGGUUCCGAGGGUUCUUAUCAAAUGUCAUAGCGCGGAUUCGGUCUUCUAAUCCCUCAACCUCCUUGAGUAAGCGUCUAUGCAUCGUUGCCGGUGCAACCGCCGUUGGAGCAGUUGCCUUAGCAACGCCCGUUCUAGCAACAGAGUUGAUAGUUCAUCCAACAAAAUUGGAUUGGCCCCAUAGAGGUGCCUUGUCUUCUUACGAUCACGCAUCAAUCCGCCGCGGCUAUCAGGUCUACAAGGAAGUCUGUGCUGCCUGUCACUCAAUGAAAUUCCUCGUCUAUCGUCAGCUUAUUGACCAUGUUCUUACUACAGAGGAGACAAAGGCCGAAUGUGCUGAGAUUUUGGUGACAGACGGGCCAGACGAGGAGGGAAAGAUGUUUGAGAGACCGGGUCGUAUUACAGAC